Penicillium riverlandense is the source of this 2091-nucleotide messenger RNA. Its product is annotated as glycoside hydrolase family 31 protein. Gene Ontology annotation, biological process: carbohydrate metabolic process. The transcript has a single exon. Gene Ontology annotation, molecular function: carbohydrate binding; hydrolase activity, hydrolyzing O-glycosyl compounds. Bases 1 to 2091 code for a protein of 696 amino acids. Lineage: Eukaryota; Fungi; Ascomycota; Eurotiomycetes; Eurotiales; Aspergillaceae. The record is from RefSeq and is a predicted model, not a curated record.
AUGACUUUCAUCUCUGAUGCGUCGUCUCUUACUUUCCGCCAUGACAACGAGACCUUACGCUUAGACGCAUGGGGCCCAAAUGCAAUCCGCAUCCGUUCCACGCGUGAGCCGUCCUUCCCCGCAGAUAAUUGGGCUCUUGAUGAAACCGUGCCCGCGUCUGUGAAGCUCUCCAUCGCGCACGACAAAACUGGUACCCUGAGCAACGGCAAAAUUACCGCCACGUUAUCGGCUCGUGGCAAACUUCUUCUUACCAAUCAAAAAGGGGAGAUAAUAUUGGAAGAAUUUUCGCGGAGCCGUGUUGACCCAACUGAUCCCAAGGCCAGCGCUCUGCGCAUAGAGCCCAGAGAGUUCAAGCCCCGGUUAGGAUCCGAAUCAUGGCACGUCACUGCCCGAUUUGAGUCUCUCGAUCCGAACGAAAAGAUAUAUGGCAUGGGUCAGUACCAGCAGCCUUAUCUGAAUCUUAAGGGCGCCGACCUAGAACUUGCCCAGCGCAACUCGCAGGCCAGCAUCCCAUUUGCCAUUUCCUCCCUAGGAUACGGCUUCUUGUGGAAUAACCCGUCUGUUGGCCGCGCUGUUUUUGGGAAGAAUAUGACGACCUUUGAGGCUACAUCCACUCGCAUCUUGGACUACUGGAUUGUUGCUGGAGACACCCCCGAGGAAAUCCUGAGAGCAUACACAGACAUCACGGGCAAAGUCCCUGAAAUGCCGGAGUAUGGCCUCGGAUUUUGGCAGUGCAAACUGCGCUAUCAAACUCAGGAGGAGAUUUUGAAUGUCGCUCGCAGGCAUAAAAAGGAACUCGGCCUCCCGAUGGAUGUUAUCGUUGUGGACUUCUUCCACUGGCCUAAAGAAGGAGAAUGGAAGUUUGACCCAACCUUUUGGCCCGACCCUGGUAAGCUAGCACUUUGCUUUCCCUUUUUCCUGCUCUUUGUUGGUGGAUUCCAAAGCCACACGAUGGUAUUUGCUUACACUCUUGCAGAGGCCAUGAUUGCGGAGCUUAAGUCUCUCGGGAUUGAGCUCAUGGUCUCAAUCUGGCCUACCGUCGACCGGCUUUCAGAGAACUACGAGGAAAUGGUCACUAAGGGGCUUUUGAUUCGCCAAGACCGUGGCUUGACCCUUGCAAUGGAAGGCCAUACCAGCUGCAGCCAUUUUGAUGCCACGAACCCGGCCGCGCGCUCUUACGUCUGGUCCAAGGCUAAAGCUAACUACUUUGAUAAGGGGAUUAAGGUCUUCUGGCUUGACGAAGCGGAACCAGAAUAUACAAUGUACGACUUCGACAAUUAUCGCUACUACAAGGGCCCGAACCAGAUGAUUGGAAACUCAUAUCCAAAGUUCUACAGCCAAGGCUUUUACGAGGGCAUGAGAGAGGCUGGGCAGGACAAAGUCGUGAAUCUUGUCCGAUGUGCGUGGGCGGGUAGCCAGAAGUACGGUGCACUGCUCUGGUCUGGAGAUAUCGCCAGUAGCUGGGGAUCCUUCCGCGACCAGAUUGCCGCUGGCUUGAACGCCGGUCUGGCGGGAAUGUCCUGGUGGACCACCGAUAUUGGCGGAUUCCACGGAGGUGAUCCCAACGACCCUGAUUUCAGAGAACUCUUUGUUAGGUGGUUCCAAUGGGGUGCCUUUUGCCCGGUUUUCCGCCUUCAUGGUGACCGAGAGCCACGACAGCCACAGUUCGGUAACUCGGGAGGAAGCUGGUGUGCUUCGGGCGCAAACAACGAGGUCUGGUCCUAUGGCGAGGAAGUUUUUGCUAUUUGCAAGGCCUACAUAUUACUCCGUGAGAGGCUCAGAGACUACGUUCGCGGUAUCAUGAAUGAGGCUCACAUCAAAGGUGACCCCGUUAUUCGGCCGUUGUUCUACAGCUUUCCCGGAGACAAAAAGGCAUGGGAGGUAGAGGAUCAAUACAUGUUCGGAAACAAAUAUCUAGUUGCUCCUGUUCUCAAGCAUGGACAGCGGGAGCGCCGUGUGUAUCUACCUGAGGGUGCGUCGUGGAAGCAGUUUACAGUUUCGGGUGAGGUGACAGGAGAGGCAAAGAACGGUGGGGAGACGGUUGAAGUUGCUUGUCCUAUUGGAUACAUGCCUGUUUUUGAGCGUGUAUAA